Messenger RNA from Penicillium angulare, 945 nucleotides. RefSeq lists its product as uncharacterized. The record is from RefSeq and is a predicted model, not a curated record. Gene Ontology annotation, cellular component: core mediator complex; mediator complex. Lineage: Eukaryota; Fungi; Ascomycota; Eurotiomycetes; Eurotiales; Aspergillaceae. Gene Ontology annotation, molecular function: transcription coregulator activity. The transcript has a single exon. Gene Ontology annotation, biological process: regulation of transcription by RNA polymerase II. The coding region runs from base 1 to 945 and encodes 314 amino acids.
AUGAACACGGUCGUGCAGUCCUCCCUCUCCAAUGUGGAGUCAAAGCUCAAUGCGCUUUUGUUAUCCCUGACCACAUCUCCGACUGCAGCAGGAGCUCCAGCUGCUGCUGUGGCCCUUUUAAACGCCGACGACGACCUAUCUUCCUCCAUCACGACCCUCCAGCAACACCAAGAGAACUAUGCCAAAAUCUUAAAACUCCGCGCAGAGGCCGAGACACUGGAAGAUCGCGUGAAAGAAAUCGUGAAGAACAUAGAAGAGUUCGACAAGGAGAUCCGGACAGUUUGCGGCGACGAUGGAGAAAGCGACAGUGAAUUCGAUUCCGGUGACGAGGGCCAAACGGGCGAGAAGCUGCAGCACAAAGAGAUCGACUACCGGUUACUCCUGAACUUUGCACGUCGCAUUAGCAAAUACAAUCACGAAGCCGCUACCGACGCAGCAGGAGGUGCUGCUGCGUCUGAUAACCGAUCAGGAUCGCGACCGCAGAUACUAGACAAAGAUGUGACGAUGACGGGGCCCAAUGGUGAACAGGUUGGCGAACAAGGUGCUGAGCCGGUAUCAUCAGUCACGAAGAACGCAACACAAUGGCUGGAUGAGUCGGCAAAUAUGACACGAGAGGUAUACAUGGUGCCAUACCCUAUGGAGGAACGAAUACGAAUGGGAUUGAUGGGUCAGGUCCAACUUGCAGCUGGCAGUGAUCCAGAUAAGGAGGUUGAGCGAUUGAUUCGUGAAGCUGAAGGCCUUGGGGCAGCUGAGCCUCCUGCGCCGCCUCCGCCUGUGGAUACCAGACAGGAAGAGGCCGCUAAUGCUGCUGCGCAGGCUGCGUCGGCAGCUACUGGCGUAGUCCGACCGCCGGCAUCAGUCGCAGCACCUGCGCCAAGGCCCAAGCCCAAGCCAAGUGCUCUGCUCGAUCUUGAUCUCUACGACCCCGAUGAUGACGAUUUUUGA